Molecule: messenger RNA, 444 nt
Organism: Leptosia nina
Lineage: Eukaryota; Metazoa; Arthropoda; Insecta; Lepidoptera; Pieridae
Source: the annotation of a GenBank genome assembly
AUGCCGGCGGAGCUAUUAGGUGCACAGCGGUCAUACAUCUGCCCGGAUCGUGCGCAAAGCAAUGCAUACGAGGAUUUGACGGCUCUUAACUCGAUGUAUGGGCCCGCCUUUGUCUUUGAUCUUUGUGUUUUUGUUCGCAACUGGGACAUAAAUCACGACCAUCGCUCGGAAUUAGGGGAACCUGAAUGCUUGUCGUUUAGACUUACGUUUCAAUUGACAACAUGGAAGCAAGAACUUCUCGUGCCGUGUGACAGUGGAAACGCGCACUGUCGUCCAGCGGUAGGCGGGCUCAAAGUUCCGGUCAAGUCGCGGGCGGCGCUCGGCUUCCGUUUCUCCAAUUUGGCCACAUUCACGGGGCAAGACGUUCCGCACCCCACCCUUUACCUACUGCCCCCCUUUUCACCCCCUACAAUUCGUGCUUUAGAUCGUUUAUCGCAUCUGUAA